Messenger RNA from Acomys russatus (golden spiny mouse), 1079 nucleotides. RefSeq names its product proteasome assembly chaperone 2 (gene Psmg2). Gene Ontology annotation, biological process: proteasome assembly. The transcript is spliced from 7 exons. Gene Ontology annotation, cellular component: cytosol; nucleus. Bases 83 to 877 code for a protein of 264 amino acids. Lineage: Eukaryota; Metazoa; Chordata; Mammalia; Rodentia; Muridae. The record is from RefSeq and is a predicted model, not a curated record.
UCUGCAGUUCCGCCUUCUGUCCCACGAAGGUGGCCUUGCUUUCUAGGCCGGCGCUUGUGCUUUUUUUCCGCCCACUGCAGUCAUGUUCGUCCCCUGCGGGGAGUCGGUCCCCGAUCUAACGAACUACACGCUCCUGAUGCCAGCAGUAUCGGUUGGAAAUGUUGGCCAGCUUGCAAUAGAUCUGAUUAUUUCUACAUUGAACAUGUCUAAGAUUGGUUAUUUCUAUACUGAUUGCCUGGUACCAAUGGUUGGGAACAAUCCAUAUGCAACUGAAGAAGAAAAUUCAAAUGAACUCAGCAUAAAUACUGAAGUAUAUUCAUUGCCGUCAAGGAAACUGGUGGUGCUUCAGUUAAGAUCCAUUUUUAUUAAGUAUAAGUCCAAGUCAUUCUGUGAAAAACUGCUGGCCUGGGUGAAAAGUAGCAGCUGUGCCAGGAUUAUUGUUCUUUCAAGCAGCCAUUCGUACCACCGUAAUGAUGUGCAGCUUCGCAGUACUCCCUUCCGGUACCUACUUACACCUUCUAUGCAGAAGAGCGUUCAGACUAAAAUAAAGAGCCUUAACUGGCUAGAGAUGGAGAGAAGUCCAUGCAUCCCUGAGAUGACCGAUUCUGAGCUUUGUAUUCGCAUUCCUGGAGGUGGAAUCACAAAAACACUCUACGAUGAAAGCUGUUCUAAAGAAAUCCAAAUGGCAGUUCUGCUGAAGUUUGUUUCAGAAGGGGACAAUAUCCCAGAUGCAGUCAGUCUUGUGGAGUAUCUGAAUGAAUGGCUCCAGAUAAUCAAGCCGAGUAGCAACAGCCGCACAGCAUCCACCUUGCCAUGGAGGAUCCCCAGCUCCUGGCGGCUGCUCUUCGGCAGUGGACUUCCUCCUGCGCUGUUUUGAUCUAUUUCCAGCCUUCUCCCUCAUACCCCAGAGAUCACAGAACAGGCUGUUGAGUGUGUGCUACACAGAGAUUUGUGCUGUCUGGGAAUGUGUUAGACGUACUUUUCACAGUAAAAUCUCAAAGAGGUUUAGAAGUGUUACUCUUGUUACAUACAAUAAAUGUAAAUUUUGUACAACAAAACGUUAUUUCCUAAGCAGCUUU